Messenger RNA from Cataglyphis hispanica, 6376 nucleotides. RefSeq names its product serine/arginine repetitive matrix protein 2 (gene Srrm234). NCBI's taxonomy places the organism in Eukaryota, Metazoa, Arthropoda, Insecta, Hymenoptera, Formicidae. The record is from RefSeq and is a predicted model, not a curated record.
CGAGAAUCACCGAGGUGAAAACCGAACGUAAAUCGCAACGGCCCGGAAACUUCCCGCACAGUUCUCGCGGAUUAUUUUUUCGCUUUUCGUUCUCGUGGUGUUGUUUCAUUGGCGAGCCGACGAGACAAGGAAGGGUUUUCGACUCUCGCGGAAACGAGUUUACUCCGACGUCUUCGACGAGAACGCAGGACUGAGACAAUAUGUACAAUGGCAUCGGACUUCAAACUCCACGUGGUUCUGGAACUAAUGGACAUGUUCAGAGAAAUUGGGCAAUUGUGCGUAAGAACAAAGACAAGGUUACUUACAAAACGGAUGAUUCAAAAAUCGACCAAUUGAAUAAGCAGCCAAACAAAGAAAUUCUAGAUCAUGUCAGAAAGAGAAAGGUCGAAGUCAAGUGUGCCGAGUUGGCUGACAUUUUGGAGGAUCAAGGAUUUACGAGCGAAGAAAUAAACAACAAGGUGGAAUCCUACAGAUCAUUGUUAAUGGGGAGCGAUAUCAAAUCUUCUACGCCACAGGAUGAAUUCGGCCGUAUUAACGUACGGGAGACACAUCAGAUCGCCGAGGCGCAGCAGGAGAAGAAUGCGAAGCUGCGGGAGGCGUUCGGCAUCUCCAAGUACUUCGUGGAGGGCAGUAGCCUAGACCCGGAGCGGCGCGCGCGCGAGGCGGAGGCACGAGCCGCCGCGGCCGCUGCGAGCAAGGUCUACGAGCUGGUGCGCACGCCGAGCCCGGCGCCGCCGCCGCCGCAGUCGCCUCCGCUACCAUCGGACGCGGUCUCCGCUGCAGCAGGCACGGAGAAGAAGAAGCGAAAACGUUCCGGCAGCACGAGUACGAAAAAGAAGAAGAACAAGAAGCACAAAGCGCGGGAAAGGUCCGAAAGUCCGGUCGCCAAGUCCGGCAAGAAGAAAGAAAAGAAAAAAAAGAAAGACAAGAAGCAUAAGAAAACCGAAGUCACGUCAUCAGAUUCCAGCGAGAAUUCCGACGAUAGCAACUCAUCCGAGGCUGAGUCGAAGAAAAGGAAGAAGAAGAAAAAGAAAAAGCUCAAAGUCGGGGGAAAGGACAAGCAUGAGAAAAAGAAGAGUUCAACUAAACAGAAACGCCAAUCAUCCGAAAGCUCCACGGAUAGCUCUGUGGAAAAACCGAAAAAGUCUAUGAAACAUGAGAAAAAUACUGCGGUGGAGAAGGCAUCUAGAAACGAGAUUUCUGAAAAUGUCGCGAUUUCCUCGCGAGAACCUCCUUCUCGAUCAACCCGAUCACCGAAACGUGCGGACCGAACAAUAUCUCGAAACGAGACUCCGCCGUUGCCACCAUCGUCUACUAAGUCAAAGAAAGAUUCUCCGACAAAGAAAAGCACAGCGGAGAAGCGAGAUAAGUCGCCAGUCAGCCACAACAGAAGUUCCCCGCCAUUGCACAAACGAUACCGAUCAUCAUCUAGAAGCAGGGGCGACAGAGGCGAUAGAGGAGGAAGGUCUCCUAGGAGGUAUUCGAGGUCGCGUCGCGCGAGUCCGUCUCCUAAACGAAGACGAGGAUACUCGAGAUCGCCCAGAAGGCACAGUAGAUACUCUGCGAGCAGGAGCAGGAGCCGUUCUAGAUACGAUCGUUACGGAACUUCCCGCAGGAGGCCCACAUCACCCUCGACGAGGCGCGAGGCCGAUUCUCGACGUAGAUCGCGCUCACCGAGGCGGCAUCAACGUCGGCGGUCAAGAUCACGAUCCACCUUGAGCUAUUCGCCAGUAAGAAAAAAUCCAGAGCGCUAUAAAGACAUUCUAGAAGAUCGAAAGCAGCGGCAGGAUCAGAAAAGAAAAACAAAGAACGAUAAGAUGAAGUCACGUUCGACAUCGCGAAGCAGAAGAACACAACAGGUAGCGGUCGCGCCUAGGGUGAGUCUGAGAUCAUCGAGCGAGGAUGAAGCUGAUAUGGCGGACGACGAACAACCCGGCAAGCAGCAGCAGCAACAACAAGAAGAAGACGAGGAGAGGACGAGGAUCCUAGAAUUAAACACUUUGAAACGAUUGCAAAGCGGUUUAGCAGCGAAAGCGCGGGAGACACUAGAAAAGAAAGUAGUCACUCCCGUAAAAAUCAAGAUCGAGAGGCGAGAAGACAGUGUAUUAGACAUCGCUCUGCCGAGUGAACCGCCAAAAACCAUCGCACCAAUUCGAGAUAGAUCCGAGGAACCAGUACAGCAGGCUCUUCCGAUCAUUCAAUCGCCCGUAUCCAGCAGGUCACCUUCACCGGCUCUACCUCUUACUCGCGAGGAGGCAGCGAUCAAAAUUAGAUCGCCGAGCGAGUCACCACCGCCCCUGCCCUUACCUCAACAAUCCAGUGGAGAGAAGGUCGAUUCCGCACCUUCUGGCGGCGUGAAAAUCAAGAUGAAUCGUCGAUCAUCGAAAUCACCAAAUUUCACCGGUAAGAAAGACUUGACGCCGAUCAUGUCGUCAAGGAAAGAGCAAAUAUCCAAGAGUAAAUCGUCUUCUCGUUCUCCCGUGCCGACGAUUAUAUGCAGGGAGGAAAACACGACAAUGAAACUGCGCUCGCCGAGCGAAUCACCGCCACCAUUGCCCAGCGCUUCACUAGCUAGAUCAAAUCAGCGCUCGAGAUCGCCGAAGAAGAGCAAAUCCUAUUCUAGAUCAGCGUCAAGAUCAUGCACGAGAUCACCGUCCGUCGUGAAUAAAGCGAGGUCUUCCAGAUCUCCAUUCGGAGAUAAAAAAUCACGAUCUCGUUCACGGGGCAAAAAAUCAGUCUCGCCCGAUCGGCGACGAUCAAUCUCUAGAUCGGUCUCCAGGACGAAAAAAUUAUCACCCAAAGCAAGAACGAAACGCUCAUCCCGAUCGAGGUCUUCCUCGACGGAUUCGAAGCGUACAAGUGCAUCGAGAUCACCCUCGAGGUGUAAGAAAUCCGCUUCGCGAUCCAGAAGCAGAAAUCGAUCGUUAUCAAAGAGAAGAUCGCGCAGCCGCUCCUCUGUUUCAAAGAACUCUAGAAGCAGAUCGCUAUCGCAGAAGAGAUCGCGUAGCCGUUCGCUGUCCAAGAAGUCCAAGAGUCGCUCACGAUCAGCGUCGAGAACAUCCAGGGAUAAGGAGAAACGCAGCCGUACAAGGAGUAGUUCGCGUUCUUCCAUUCGCUCGAGACAUAGUCGAAGCAGAAGCUUUUCCAGCUCGUCAAGAUCGUCGAGCAGCGCCUCUAGUCGAUCGUCUCGUUCCAGUUCGAGCAGUUCUGCCUCCAGUAGAUCACGCUCGCCGUCUAUACCCCGACGUCACGGUUCACCUAGCUUCCUCGACAGACGGCGCAUCACAAGUGCGAGGAAACGUCCAAUUCCGUAUCAUCGACCCACACCGACGCCACCCUCGUCGCCGAGUAGCAGCAGGCAUAGCAAUUGCUCCAGUACACGUCAUCGAUCUAGUUGUUCCGCCAGUCGCAGCUCGUCUUACACGCGUUAAGACACGCGUUGUGUAAAUUCCCGAUCUCGGAAGCCGAUAUUUCUCCUCAUACACUGGACUCGGAACAGAGUAGUCCUGAUCCUUUACGAUCUGACCCGUAACCAUCGAGUUUUUUCGCUAGUUGAUUCUCGGAGUGGUAUUAAUUUAAAUAUAAAAAUGCUGGGUUUCGUAUGGAAGGGAUCGAAAAAAUGUUCCAGAAAAAGAGUCAAGGAUCUGUUAGGUUUUUUUUCCUGCAACGACAGAUCGCAUCGGGUGUCGAAACGCAGACACAUGUAAUUACUUUUUGCGAACCUCUGAAAUUUUUAUUGAUCAAGCGUUCUUUUUCUCUGAAAUAUUAUUCGAAUGACGUGUUAUUUAAUGGAUUUAAUUUCACGUCUUUAAUAGAAAGGAAUUAAUUUUUGAAUGGAAACGCCAUCCCGAGCAUAAGGCAUAAGUAUGAAUCCGCGGCAAUGUGUAUGAAUUUAUUCAUUUUUUCUUACAACACAAAGUACCGAUUUUCCAUUCAUAAAAAGAAAUAGUUGCAAAUAUCGGUAUAUUUUUUGUCGUACUAAUAUCAUCCACUUAGACGAUCUCUCUAUCGAAAAAGAUAUUAACAUUUCUCAAUCAAUAUGUUAUUUAUUUCACUUUCAAGCGCGUUAUAAUUUUGCGAUCAUCUAAUUUAAUAUUAACAAAUUAUCGCGAAGGAAGUUGAAUAUCAAUAGAUUUUAAUGUAUUAUAUUUCCUCUCCCCUUCUAUUCGAACAAACUCGUAUUAAAAUGGUGCAGCAGCUUUGUCUAAUCUUCUAACAAUUUUCUCUAGAGAAGAUUUUUAAUUUAAAGUAAAGAGGUUCGAAACAAAUAUACAUGCAAGAUAAGAGGAUAUUUUAAUAACAAAUACGAGAACUCUCUUUCUCUCUCUUUAAAAUGAGGUUUUUGUAUAAUAUUCGCCUCAAUCUUUAAAGAUGUAAAAUUCUAUUCAGAGUUUUUGACGAAUCGCUUCCAAAUUACACUAAUCACUCAAUUCGCUCACUCUUAUGUAAAUGUGAAUAAUAGCAGAGAAAGAUCUGGUGUAGCGUCUUUUGCUAGUCAUUUACGUGGAAUAUUUUGAUAUAUAGUUUAGCGAUCAUUCAAGUAUUUAUUUGUGCAAUUGUUUUUCAAUUGAUGCUACAACACAACUCUUAAACUUAUCAACGAAUCUCAUGGAUUAAGGUUUCUUUAGACUAUCUAUUUCGCGAUAAAAAAUUUGAGAUAGAAUUCUGUUUAUAAAUUUUAUGUAUAGUAUACUACAGAAAAUACUUGAAUACAUAAAAUACAUACUAAUGAAAAUGUAUGUCAGAAUGUCUGUUAAAACAUGUGACCUAUAUAAAAUUAGAAACAAAAUUCUGUCUUCAUUUUUAUCAUGACUUAGAUCGUUUAAAGAGGCCUUUAAAUUUUUAUAUAUUCAUAAUUUAUUUAGUGCAAUGUUACAAUUUGUUUUUUUUUUGUACAUAGACAAAUUCUUUCAGAAAUUUUUUCUGAAAAAAUUCGAAUCCUUUGCGUGAUAUCUAUAGGCCAUAUUGAAAUCUUAAUAAGGGUCAUAGGUUUGAUUUAUUAUUCUUUUCAUAGUUCUAUACAUAUUUUGUUUCACUUCUUUCUUAUAUUUUUUAUCUGCAAAUUUAUAAUUUUAAUUGAUAUAUAUAAGAAUUAUAAAAAAAUGAUCUUCAAGUGCUCUCUAAAAAUAAUUUAUUAAUAAAUAUGUGCACGAAUUGAUAGCCUCCUGGACAUAAUGGAAAGAUUUGAAGAAACGUGCAAAGAACAAUUCCAAACACGCAAAGGAUUAAUAUAUCCUAGCUCAAUAAUAUGUAUAAUAUAUAAAAUUUAUUUAUUUAUUUAUUUUAUAGAGCAAAUCUCUUAGUUUUAGCGACCAUGGUAUAUAAUACUGAGGUCUCCUUUUACACGCGAUAUUCGCAAUUUGAAAAAAAAUACUCUAGUCAUAGGAAGGUGUUGUCUACGGAAACCUGUAAUUGGGGUCAGGCAGCAGCGUACCAAAAAGACAAUUAGAAUUACUAGUCUCGACAAUUCGCGAUUAUGCGAAGUUAAGUCUCGAUGAUAUAUGUAUAGAGGGUUAUAAAAAAAGAUCUCCAUACUCUUGGAAAGUCUACGUCGCGUUUACGUAAUUAGAUAGAAAAACUAUGUAGCGCUAGUUCUCACACUCAUAAACGACUGAUUCCUUUUUAACGAAAAAUCUCUCCGAUCAUUGAUAUUGGAUCAUACAUAUGAAAUGUUGAAAAUUCGGAAUAUGUGCGACUUUAUGAAAAUUAUUCUCGAUUUGUAAUCUUUUCUACACUCUUAAAUAUUUUUUUAAAAUAGUUUCAUAUUCUAAGGAAUGUAAAAGAUAUCUUAAAAAUCUUUUCGAUUAUAUACAUUGACUUUUGUUUUCUUAAAUUAUUGAUUGAAAAUUGUUGAUGUAUGUAAAAUGAGCAUUUCAUGUUUAAUGAUCUAAUAAUUAUUCGAUCAGCUGUUAAACUUCUAUUAUAUUAUAGCAUAGUAUUCUUCGCAUUUGAAUAUAGUUUCUUCAGUACGACGAUUGUAUGAUCGUUCCUUCCUUAUUCAUUUUCAAAUACAGCAAAGUGUAGGAAAAAUUAAAUUCGCAAACAACGUUUGUCGUACAUUUUGCGAUUAUUUAUAAAUAUUUUCGAAAUGAUAAACUAUGCCAUUUGUGAAUGUAUUAAAAAAUGAUAUGCGAGGAAAUUAAUUUCAAAACUCAAAUUACCUUCAGAGCAGAGAAUUCUGAUCUCACAAGUUUAUCAUCUUGUUGAGACGAAUGUGGAGACUCAAUGUGGCUUUUGUGAAUCCGAUGUCUGUAUCCGCUUAUGAUUUACAGCCAUCGAAUGUUACUGUCUCGUUAAAAUGAAUGAAAUUCGGAUAUUAUAUCUGUAAUAUACUCUGUAUUGUUGUUGUGUGAUUAAAUCGAAAAUCUUAAACAUA